Molecule: messenger RNA, 4961 nt
Organism: Ictidomys tridecemlineatus (thirteen-lined ground squirrel)
Lineage: Eukaryota; Metazoa; Chordata; Mammalia; Rodentia; Sciuridae
Gene: Itga4
Product: integrin subunit alpha 4
Biological process (GO): cell-cell adhesion; integrin-mediated signaling pathway; cell-matrix adhesion
Cellular component (GO): integrin complex; external side of plasma membrane
Molecular function (GO): integrin binding
Source: RefSeq, a predicted model, not a curated record
GCCAUCCCGCGCUUUGUGGGCUGGAAGGCCCGGGCCAGGACGCGCGUCCUGCGUAGCCAAGGUCCCCCAGCGCCCCCUACAGCUGCACGUGGGGGGAGACAGAGCCAGAUCCUGCGCCUCCACACCACGCCCAGGACCCCACCCAGAGGCCUGCGCCCCAGGACCGCUCAAGCACCCGCACCUCCAGGCCUCAGAAACCGGGCGUGGGGCCCGGAGGGCGCGCGGCAUCCCAGGCCGCCCUCGAUCGGGACCUGUGGCUGGCAAACUCCCUCUCCCUCCGUCUGUGUGGCUGUCCCUCCUUCCCUCUCGCCUGCCGGCGCCGGACACGCUGUGCUUCAUCUCUUGGGGCGCUCUUCGCCUAGGCCAACCGUCGCAUCCAGUGCAACUUCGGUGAAGUGGCCGUUUGGUGUUGAAUGUUCCCCACCGAGAGCGCAUGGCUGCGGAAGCGAGGCGCGGACCCGGUCCCCGAGGGGCCGCCGUCGGGGAAGCGGUGAUGCUACUGCUGUGCCUGGGGGUCCGGACUGGCCACCCCUACAACGUGGACACUGAGAGCGCCCUGCUUUACCAGGGCCCCCCCGGCACGCUGUUCGGUUACUCAGUGGUGCUGCACAGUCACGGGGCGAACCGCUGGCUCGUCGUGGGGGCGCCCACUGCCAACUGGCUUGCCAAUUCUUCUGUGGUCAAACCCGGGGCGAUUUACAGAUGCAGGAUCGGAAAGAAUCCAAACCGGACUUGCGAACAGCUCCAGCUGGGUAGCCCUCAUGGAGAACCUUGUGGAAGGACUUGUUUGGAAGAGAGAGAUAAUCAGUGGUUGGGUGUCACACUUUCCAGACAACCAGGAGAGAAUGGAUCCAUUGUGGCUUGUGGGCAUAGAUGGAAAAAUGUAUUUUACAUCAGGAAUGAAAAUAAGCUCCCUACUGGUAUUUGCUAUGGAAUGCCUUCUAAUUUACGAGCAGAACUGAGUAAGAGAAUGGCUCCAUGUUACCAAGAUUAUGUGAAAAAAUUUGGAGAAAAUUUUUCAUCAUGUCAAGCUGGAAUAUCUAGUUUUUAUACAGAGGAUUUAAUUGUGAUGGGAGCCCCAGGAUCAUCUUAUUGGACUGGCUCUCUUUUUAUCUACAAUAUAACUACAAAUAAAUACAAGGCAUUUUUAGACAAAGGCAAUCAAGUAAAAUUUGGAAGUUAUUUAGGAUACUCAGUUGGAGCUGGUCACUUUCGGAGUCAGCAUACUACUGAGGUAGUUGGAGGAGCCCCUCAACAUGAGCAGAUUGGUAAAGCAUAUAUAUUCAGCAUUGAUGCAAAAGAGCUAAACAUCUUAUAUGAAAUGAAAGGUAAAAAGCUUGGCUCAUACUUUGGAGCAUCUGUCUGUGCUGUGGACCUCAAUGCAGAUGGCUUUUCAGACCUCCUCGUGGGAGCUCCCAUGCACAGUGCCGUCAGGGAGGAAGGAAGGGUGUUCGUGUACCUCAACUCUGGUUUGGGAGCAAUAAUGAAUGAAAUGGAAACAGUGCUCAUUGGAAGUGACAAAUAUGCUGCAAGAUUUGGAGAAUCCAUAGUUAAUCUUGGCGACAUUGAUAAUGAUGGCUUUGAAGAUGUUGCUAUUGGGGCUCCCCAAGAAGAUGACUUGCGAGGUGCUAUUUACAUUUACAAUGGCCGAGUAGAUGGGAUCUCAGCAAGCUUCUCACAGAGAAUUGAAGGACUUCAGAUCAGUAAAUCAUUAAGUAUGUUUGGACAGUCUAUAUCAGGACAAAUUGAUGCAGAUAAUAACGGAUACAUGGAUGUGGCAGUUGGUGCUUUUCGGUCUGAUUCUGCUGUGUUGCUAAGGACAAGACCUGUUGUGAUUGUCGAAGCAUCUUUAAGCCACCCUGAGUCAGUAAACAGAACGAGAUUUGACUGUGUUGAAAAUGGAUUGCCCUCUGUGUGCAUGGAUCUAACACUUUGUUUCUCAUAUAAGGGCAAAGAAGUUUCAGGUUACAUUGUUUUGUUUUAUAACAUGAGUUUGGAUGUGAACAGAAAGGCAGAGACUCCAUCCAGAUUUUACUUCUCUGCUAAUGGAACUUCUGACGUGAUCACAGGAAGCAUUCAAGUAUCGAGCAAAAGAGCUAAUUGCAGGACACAUCAAGCAUUUAUGCGGAAAGAUGUGCGGGACAUCCUCACCCCCAUUCAAAUCCAAGCUGCUUAUCACCUUGGGCAUCACAUGAUAAGUAAGCGUAGCACAGAGGAAUUCCCACCACUUCAACCAAUCCUUCAGCAGAAGAAAGAAAAGGACAUGAUUAAAAAGACGAUAAACUUUGCAAGGUUUUGUGCCCAUGAAAACUGUUCUGCUGACUUACAGGUUUCGGGAAAAAUUGGAUUUUUGAAGCCAUAUGAAAAUAAAACCUACCUUGCUGUUGGGGGCAUGAAAACGUUAAUGUUGAAUGUGUCCUUGUUUAAUGCUGGAGACGACGCAUUUGAGACCACUCUGCAUGUCAAGCUACCCACAGGUCUUUAUUUCAUUAAGAUUUUAGAACUGGAAGAAAAGCAAAUAAACUGUGAAGUAACAGAUAAUUCUGGCGUAGUGAAACUUGAUUGCAGCGUUGGUUACAUAUAUGUAGAUCAUCUCUCACAGAUAGAUAUUAGCUUUCUCCUGGAUGUGAGCUCACUCAACAGAGCAGAAGAGGAUCUCAGCAUCACAGUGCAUACCUCCUGUGAAAAUGAAGACGUGGACAGGCUAGAGAAUAACAAAGUGACUUUAGCAAUACCUCUGAGAUAUGAGGUUAUGCUAACUACUCAUGGGUUUGUGAACCCAACUUCAUUUGUGUAUGGAUCAAGUGAGGAAAAUGAGCCUGAAGCAUGUAUGACAGAGAAAAUGAACUUCACUUUCCACGUUAUCAACACUGGCAUUAGCAUGGCUCCAAAUGCGAGUGUGGAAAUAAUGGUACCAAAUUCUUUUACUCCUCAAACUGAUAAACUGUUCAACAUUUUGGAUGUCCAGACAACUAUUGGACAAUGCCAUUUUAAAAAUUAUGAAAGACAGUGUGUAUCAGAGCUGCAAAAGGGUACACUGGAGACCUUGAGGGGCAUAUUCAAAUUCUUGUCGAAGACUGAAAAGAGGCUGUUGUACUGCAUGAAAGCUGAUCCACACUGUUUAAAUUUCUUAUGCCAUUUUGGAAAAAUGGAAAGUGGAAAAGAAGCCAGUGUUCACAUCCAGUUGGAAGGCCGGCCAUCCAUUUUGGAAAUGGAUGCAACGUCAGCACUCAAAUUUGAAAUAAGAGCAACAGCCUUUGCAGAACCACAUCCAAGAGUUAUUGAGCUAAACAAGGAUGAGAAUGUUGCACAUGUUCUACUAGAAGGAGUACAUCAUCAAAUACCCAAACGUCAUUUCACAAUAGUGAUUAUUUCAACUAGUUUGCUACUUGGACUUAUUGUACUUUUAUUGAUUUCGUAUGUUAUGUGGAAGGCUGGCUUCUUUAAAAGACAAUACAAAUCUAUCCUACAAGAAGAAAACAGAAGAGAUAGUUGGAGUUAUGUCAACAGUAAAAGCAAUGAUGGUGAUUAAAAACAGAUUACAAGAAGACAUGAAUUUUUCUCAGAUUCUUCCAUAUACUCCUUUGCUUUGGACCUGAAUUCUGUCUUAAUUGGAGGGAAUAAUUCAAGCAGUGAUCACUGAAAGAGAAUAACUGCAAAGGCAAUACUUAAUAGCUGAAAGGUCAACUUUAGAUAUAAUGAGUAGAAAAACACUACAGCCUUUGAAUUAUUCAAAAAAAAAAAAACCUAAACCCUUGCAGAUAUAUUAAGUACAUCUGAAUUGAAUCAUCUUGAACUUCAUAUGUGCUCACUUUGGCCAAGAAAAUCCACUGAAUGGGCAUUGGUUCAUUUCAAAUACAUCUUUGAGAUGUAUAUGAAGCAUAUUUUUAAAAAUAAUUUAGAAUUUUAAAGCAGUGUCCCUGAAUCUUUUAAUGAAUGAAAGAGGAAGACCAUUACUUCAAAGCAUGUUUUAUUUUUAAAGAUCUGCAUUUGUAACACAUUUUGUAUGGCAACUGUUUUACUCCAAAAUGAUAUACUGGUUUCAACUUAAUGGACUGACUUGUGGAGAAUUAUACAGCUACGGAUUUUCCCCCCUGUAUAUAUACAUUUUUUUAAAGAAUAUAAACUUUGCUAUAGGUAUAAAUCCACUAGCCUCCUAUAAUACACUUGUCAAGAGUACCCAGGAGUAAAUUUUUUUAAAUCUUCAAACUUUUUUGUUUAUAAAACUAUUCAAGUAUUCUAAUUUAUAUUCUGAAACAGAUUGUAAAUGUUGCACUUUAGCUGCUAUACACUGAUAUAAGAAAUAUGAAAACUAUGCCUCCAUAGUGAUUUAUAAAAGCUGUUCCAGGAAUGAUUUGGAGGCUAACAUUUCAUCUGUUGGGUACUGUAUUAAAUAGUCACUGUCCCAAAUUAAGCAAACAUUUGCCUGGUUGUAAUAUUUCAUUACUCUUUUGGAAUAUGUUCUUAUCAGGUCUAUAACAGCAUUCACUUCUCCAGGGAAAUGGAGGAACAAAAUUCAUAGUUCACUGAAUAUUUCCAUACAGUGAACAUUAAUAAUGUUUAAAGUUUGUUGAUAUUAAGAUCUAUUUUAAAGUGAAAUAGCUUUCUGAAUUUUAAAUAUUUAUUUUCAUGCCUGUGAUCUAGAUGCUGGUGACUUUGGAAUAUAAUUUCAUCUGGAUCUCUUUAUGUGUAUAAGAAACCUAUGGCCAACUUUUGAACAUCUGUUCUAGGAAGCAAUCAAGUAGAUAAAUAAGAAAACAGUCUUUACUGUGGGAAAUACUGCUUUGCAUAAGGGCUCUGCUGCCAGCUGUCCCAUUCCUCAGAUUUUCUGAUUCAUGGAAGUUACUUAUUCACAAGCCUGAGACUGGUGGCUGGAGAAUGAGAAAUGUACUGUGAUUUGCCAAGGCAUUUAUUUGAGCAAAGUUGAACACAAAACCUCCUUAACUGUGUACAAGCAAAAC